AUGGCGUCCACCAUCGCGAGAAUGCGGCCCGUGGCCCGGGUUGGGAGUCAAGCGAGAUAUUUCAGCUCUUCGCUAAGGCUGGAUGCCGCCGCAAAGGUGCAGCGACUUGGAGUUAUCGGCGCAGGCCAGAUGGGUCUGGGAAUUGCGCUCGUGGCCGCUCAGAAGGCUCAGGUCCCGGUCACUGUCGUUGACACGUCCGAGGCAUCCCUCAAGAGGGGCAUUGCAUUUGCAGAGAAGCUCCUGGCCAAGGACGUGGCCAAGUCGAGAAUCACACAGGAGCAGGCGGACCACGCCCGGUCCCUUCUGACGCCGGCCAGCUCGCUCGACAAGCUGUCGGACGUGGACUUUGUCAUUGAGGCUGUGCCCGAGAUCCCCAAGCUAAAGUUCGACAUCUUUGCGCAGCUGGCCGAGAUCUGCCCCAAGCAUGCCAUCCUUGCCACCAACACGUCGUCCAUCUCCAUCACGAGCAUCGCCGCCGCGACGACCAAGAACCCGACGGAUACGUCGGCAAGCUCCCGCGUCGUGUCGACCCAUUUCAUGAACCCCGUGCCGGUGCAAAAGGGCGUCGAGAUCAUCAGCGGCCUGCAGACGAGCCAAGACACGCUCGACACGGCAAUUGAGUUUUGCAGGGCCAUGGGCAAGAUCACGUCCGUGUCCGCGGAUUCGCCUGGCUUCUUGGCAAACCGGAUUCUGAUGCCGUACAUCAACGAGGCUGUCAUCUGCCUCGAAACGGCGGUCGGCGACCGCGACUCGAUCGACGCCAUUAUGAAGAACGGCACCAACGUGCCCAUGGGACCCUUGCAGCUCGCUGACUUUAUUGGGCUUGAUACAUGCCUGGCCAUCAUGAAGGUCCUCCACGAGGAGACGGGCGAUUCCAAAUACCGACCUAGCGUGCUGCUGCGCAAGAUGGUCGAUGCCGGGUGGCUGGGUAAGAAGAGCGGCAAGGGUUUCUACGACUACUAG
Messenger RNA from Verticillium nonalfalfae, 963 nucleotides. RefSeq lists its product as uncharacterized. Bases 1 to 963 code for a protein of 320 amino acids. The record is from RefSeq and is a predicted model, not a curated record. Gene Ontology annotation, molecular function: oxidoreductase activity, acting on the CH-OH group of donors, NAD or NADP as acceptor; NAD+ binding. The transcript is spliced from 3 exons. NCBI's taxonomy places the organism in Eukaryota, Fungi, Ascomycota, Sordariomycetes, Glomerellales, Plectosphaerellaceae. Gene Ontology annotation, biological process: fatty acid metabolic process.